Molecule: messenger RNA, 3472 nt
Organism: Malus domestica (apple)
Lineage: Eukaryota; Viridiplantae; Streptophyta; Magnoliopsida; Rosales; Rosaceae
Product: histidine kinase 4
Biological process (GO): phosphorylation; phosphorelay signal transduction system
Molecular function (GO): phosphorelay sensor kinase activity
Source: RefSeq, a predicted model, not a curated record
AAGAAAAAAGGUCCUCAUCUUUGUACAUUCAUUGUACUCUGCAUCAAUCCACCACCAUCUUUGUAUAAUUGUAGAGAUUAGAUAUGAGAUGGGUAAAGAGGAAACAAGAAGGAAAAUCAAAGAAAUUGGUUUAAUGCUGAUGGCUGGGACGAUGAAGAUGAAGAGCCACCACUCGGUGGCUGUGAGGUUGAAUGAGCAAAUGGGGGCCAAAAAAGGCUACACCUUUGUGCAGGCUCACAGGGCUUGGUUCCCAAAACUUUUCCUUCUUUGGGUUGGUGUGAUGAUUCUCUUGGGCUGGUUAACCUACAGAUACAUGGAUGCUGAUAACAAAGUGAGAAGGGUAGAACUUCUUGGUAGUAUGUGUGAUCAGAGGGCAAGAAUGCUGCAGGAUCAGUUCAGUGUUAGUGUUAAUCAUGUGCAUGCCCUUGCAAUCCUUGUUUCCACCUUCCAUUACUACAAGAACCCUUCAGCAAUUGAUCAGGAAACGUUUGCUGAAUACACUGCCAGAACCGCCUUCGAGAGGCCUCUUUUAAGUGGGGUGGCCUAUGCACAAAGAGUGCUUGAUUCGGAUAGGGAAAAGUUCGAAAACCUACAUGGUUGGACAAUAAAGACAAUGGAGAGGGAACCAUCGCCCAUCCGAGAUGAGUAUGCGCCUGUAAUUUUUUCGCAGGAAACCGUCUCUUACAUUGAGUCACUUGAUAUGAUGUCUGGGGAGGAGGACAGAGAAAACAUUUUGAGGGCCAGAGCUACUGGAAAAGCUGUUCUGACAAGUCCAUUUAGGCUGCUGGGUUCUCAUCAUCUUGGUGUUGUAUUGACUUUCCCUGUUUACAAAUCGAAGCUCCCUGCAAACCCAACUGUGGAGCAGCGCAUUCAGGCGGCUGUUGGGUACCUUGGUGGUGCCUUUGAUGUUGAGUCCCUGGUGGAGAAUUUGCUUGGACAACUUGCUGGGAAUCAAGCCAUUCAGGUUUAUGUGUAUGAUGUUACAAACACUUCUGAUCCCCUAAUCAUGUAUGGUCACCAAUAUCAAGAUGGUGACACAUCUCUUCUGCAUGAAAGCAAGCUGGAUUUUGGAGAUCCAUUCCGAAGGCAUCAGAUGAUAUGUAGAUAUCAUCAGACGGCACCUAUGUCAUGGACAGCGGUUAACACUGCAUUCUUGUUCUUUGUGAUUGGUUUUUUGGUUGGCUAUAUCUUAUAUGGAGCAGCAAUGCACAUUGUUAAAGUUGAGGAUGAUUUCCGUGAAAUGGAGGAACUAAAAGUUCGAGCAGAAGCUGCUGAUGUUGCCAAGUCCCAGUUUCUUGCUACUGUUUCUCAUGAAAUAAGAACGCCCAUGAAUGGAAUCCUAGGAAUGCUUGCCUUGCUUUUAGAUACAGCUUUAAGUUCGACCCAGAUGGAUUAUGCUCGAACUGCUCAAGCUUGUGGAAAGGCAUUGAUAACAUUAAUUAAUGAGGUGCUUGACCGUGCGAAGAUAGACGCUGGCAAGUUAGAGCUGGAAGAAGUUCCAUUUGGCAUUCGGUCGAUACUAGAUGAUGUCCUAUCUUUAUUUUCUGAAAAAACUAGAAAUAAGGGUAUAGAGCUGGCAGUAUUUGUUUCCGAUAAAGUCCCAGAAAUUUUUAUGGGAGAUCCAGGGAGAUUCAGACAGAUAAUUACAAAUCUAGUGGGUAACUCUAUUAAAUUCACUGAACGAGGACAUAUAUUUGUCAAAGUCCAUCUAGCUGAGCCCUCAAAGGUGAUGAUAAAUAGGAAGUCAGAGACUUACUUGAACGGAGGACCAGAUGAAGGUGUGCUGACAUCCGAUGGCCAUCAAUUUAAAACUUUAAGUGGGUGUGAAGCAGCUAAUGACUGGAAUAGUUGGGAUACGUUUAAGCAUCUGGUGUCUGAUGAAGAAUACAGAGCUGAUGUUGAUGAAGCUUCUGAGAAGGUCACGUUGAUGGUUUCUGUGGAGGAUACAGGGAUUGGUAUACCAUUAGGUGCGCAGGAAUGUGUUUUUAUGCCCUUCAUGCAGGCAGACAGUUCAACUUCUAGACAUUAUGGAGGAACUGGUAUUGGCUUGAGCAUCAGUAAGUGUCUGGUUGAACUGAUGGGUGGUCAGAUAAAAUUCGUAAGUCGACCACACAUUGGGAGUACAUUUUCUUUCACCGCUAAUUUUAGGAGGUGCAAGAAAAAUGCAUUUAGUGACAUGAAAAAACCUAAUCCUGAGGAUCUACCUUCUAGUUUGAGAGGAUUGCGAGCAAUAGUAGUUGAUAGAAAACUUGUGAGAGCUGCUGUAACCAAAUACCACUUGAAGAGACUUGGAAUCCUUGUGGAAGUUGCGAGCAGCAUCAAGAUGGCCGUUGCUUCAUGUGGAAGAAAUGGUUCUGUGGCAUCCGGGAAUAGUAUCCAGCCAGAUAUAGUUCUAGUUGAGAAGGAUUCAUGGAUUUCUGGUGAAGAACAUGAUCUUAAUGCGCAGAAAUUGGAUUGGAAACAGAACGAUCAUGCAUUUAAGCUGCCAAAAAUGAUUCUUCUUGCAACCAAAAAUCUUAGUCAAGCUGAAUCUGAUAAUGUAAGGGCAGCAGGUUUUGCGGAUACUGUAAUCAUGAAACCUUUGAGGGCUAGUAUGGUGGCUGCGUGUCUUCAAGAGGUCCUGGGCAUAGGAAAGAAGAGGCAACCAGGGAGAGUGGUGCCGAAUGGAUCUAACGUUCUCCAAAGUCUGCUCUGUGGGAAGAAAAUUUUGGUGGUUGAUGACAAUUUGGUAAACAGGAGAGUUGCUGCAGGUGCACUAAAGAAGUUUGGAGCUAAUGUAGAGUGUGUUGAUAGUGGCAAAGCUGCAUUGGCGUUGCUUCAAUUACCGCACAAUUUUGAUGCUUGCUUCAUGGAUAUUCAAAUGCCUGAAAUGGAUGGGUUUGAGGCAACUCGCAGAAUCCGGCAGAUGGAGAGCAAGGCAAAUGUUGAGAUGAAUGGAGGAUUUGAAGGACUAACAACAAAGGGUGACUGGCAUUUGCCUGUGUUAGCUAUGACAGCGGACGUUAUUCAUGCCACCUAUGAUGAGUGCCUAAAGUGUGGGAUGGAUGGAUACGUCUCAAAGCCCUUCGAGGAAGAGAAUCUCUAUCAAGCAGUGGCCAAGUUCUUCAAAACUUAAACCAGCCUCAGACUCGUAACAAGAACUAUCAAACCCAAAACCUGCAGACAUCUUCGUUGGUCGGAUGUUACAAGCAAUUUUGUGAUAUUCCCAGAGAGAACGCUGAGAGUUGGUCCUAGAACUAUGAUGAUUCUUAAUGGCUUGAAUGCAGGUUCGAGGACUCAUUUCUAACCAAAUUUUUAACUCUGAUUCGGUAUCCACGUACAUGUAUAGUAAUGCAAACCUCCAUAUCCCACUUUGUAUGUAUUGUAGGAUGAUCCUAAAAGGGAAGGAGCAAAAUGUGUAAAUGUUAUAAUUUUGUAUGCCUUGUUUGAAUCUUUCUUAUGAGGAAAAAGGUUUCAAAAACGCCUUUGUUUU